Syngnathoides biaculeatus (alligator pipefish) is the source of this 4706-nucleotide messenger RNA. RefSeq names its product cyclin-dependent kinase inhibitor 2A/B (p15, inhibits CDK4) (gene cdkn2). Lineage: Eukaryota; Metazoa; Chordata; Actinopteri; Syngnathiformes; Syngnathidae. Gene Ontology annotation, molecular function: cyclin-dependent protein serine/threonine kinase inhibitor activity; protein kinase binding. The transcript has 2 exons. Gene Ontology annotation, biological process: regulation of cyclin-dependent protein serine/threonine kinase activity; negative regulation of cell population proliferation. The coding region runs from base 240 to 617 and encodes 125 amino acids. Gene Ontology annotation, cellular component: nucleus. The record is from RefSeq and is a predicted model, not a curated record.
AGCAAGCAACACGGAGAGAAACAAGCCCGGACACAUUACUUGCAUCGAUGUCGCCUUGCGCUGACAGCUGCUCGGCUUUCCGAACCGGCACCGGGAGGACGCUUACAACAUAGGCAACAACAACAACAACGCGUGGAUUACAAACACAUUUGGGUUUUUUCGCGUCUUAUUUUCCACGAUCGCGGAGUACCUGUGCAAGGGAGUGGGAGUGGGGGGGGGGGGGGGGUUAAACCAGGGCGAUGAGGACUCUUGAGGAUGAGCUGACGUCGGCCGCCGCCACGGGGAACGCGGCCGAGGUGGAGCGACUCCUCCGGGCAGGGGCGGACGUCAACGCGGUCAACCGGCUGGGUUACACCGCGCUGCAGGUGAUGAUGAUGGGCAGCACCCCGGUGGCCCACCUCCUGCUGGCGGCCGGCGGCGACCCCAACGUGGCGGACGCGCGCACCGCGAGCACGCCGCUGCACGACGCGGCCCGGGCGGGUUUCGGCGACACCGCGCGCCUGCUGGUGCGCUUCGGCGCUUCCCCGCAGGCCAGGGACCGCGCCGACUGUCGGCCCGCGGAAGUGGCCCAGAGACACGGGCACGCCGACGUCGCGGCCUUCCUGGAGUCUUUGUGAAGAACAGUUUUGUGUUUUUUUUUUUUUUGUUGUUGUUUUUAAACAAGGGGACUCCACCGCCCCGUCGAUAUUAUUUAUUUAUUCAAGAUUUGGCGUUAAGGACCCGUCUCUAGCUGAAUCCGGAUGAGGGUUAUAUCUAGGAACGAGGUCGAAAAUGAUCAGAAUUUCCACCAGACCCUUUUUGAAAUGUUAUUUAUUCGCAUAUUUGGAUUUGACUUGAAUAACUCAAAUCUUUAAAGUGACUCAUGUCGCCAAUAGUCUUGUAAUUGAGUAUAAAAAUAGAUGAUGCACUUUACAAAGACUGUCUCGGCAGUGCUCUAUAUUUGAAAAGAACAACUCGUAAAUAAUUAAAAAGCCAUUUGCUGGGGACAAAAUCUUUUAAAAAUAUUGUUGUACGUCGAUAGAUGACUUUUUCCAUUCAAAUCGGGUUAGUGUGCAACAAAAGAUGGUAAACAUGCAGAGUUCCCGUGUGGAAAGGAAUAAAUUGCUCUUUUUGCACAACCUACUACAUUACAAAUGUUUUUUGAAUUUCUUCUGUAUCAUUAAAUCUUUUAUGGCUCAUAAAGAAGCUUUUACCAAUUGUGUGCGUGUUGUGAAUCAACAUCCAAGAAAUGUGUUCCAGGCCUCCAAACCAAAGCCUGUAAUACAUCUCCCUUUAAAACUCAUUUUUCUCACGGGCCACAUUGUUGUCCCGGUUUGCCUCAGAGGGGCGUUGUGACUGUGGAACAAAAAUAUUUAAUCAUCUCAUCAUAUUCACAUAAUCAAUUUAUGAACUAGUUUUGGAAUCAGAACUCAAAGGGAAUGUGUUUUUCAACUAUUCACAUUUGGUAACAUAAAAAUGCUUGCAAUAUCUCAAAUUGAUCAUAUAUGACAAUUUGAAAUUUCAGUACAGAUUUUUACAAGAAUCAUGGAAUUUGACACUAGAUUUGGUAUCGAGGGCCGCAUAAAAUCAUGUGGCGGUCCAGAUCUGGCCCCCGGACCUUGAGUUUGACACCUGUGCUUUACAACACUGUUGGAGGAAGGAGACCCAGAGGAGACAUGUUGAGGGCGUGAACUUCAAUUCGACAAUGACUUUAUGAAACAUAUCCUCCAAAUGCAAUGCUGAUAAUUUGCACUACUGUGCUAAUUCAUACAAAAGUAAAAUAUGUACAGAAGUGUCCAUUUCACAGCUUUCAAAUGUAAUUUCAGAAGCGACACAUACAUUUUCCUCAUCUAUGAAAAUGUCACUUUUACCUUUACUAACAUAGAUAUCAUUUUUAUACAUACAUAUGUGUCAUACGUAUAUAAGAUAUAUGUAUCACUAACAACUAUGUUAUUGUAACAGUUGUAGGAAGGAGGGACGGAGGAGACAUGUUGGUGGCGUGAACGAGCGUGAUAAAUUAUAAUUUCUUAUCUUGAAGUGUAUUGCGGAUACAUCUGAGGUAAGAAAAGUAGAAAGAGAUGUACUGUAGUACACAUUCGCGCCUAUUCAGGACAUGCGCCUGUGUGCGCGCGUGGCACGAGGCGCUAAGCUAGCAAGGCGGAGGAGACAUGUUGGUGGCGUGAACUUCCAUUCGACGAUGACACGGAGGUGCUUUUCUCACCGCGACUUCAACGUUAUUCGUUCUGGGAAGGAAACUGACGGGAGUGAGCGAGUGCCAGUGAAGGUAGGCUGCCGUGAAAUCGUGGAUCAACCAGAUCACGUUCCCCUGUACCAUCUGACCUCAACCAUUCCAUGGUCGCUAUUCCUCAGCUUGAACAGCUCGAUUUAGGGUCUGCUCAAAGUCCACCACACAGAGAGACCUUUCACCAAGGAAAAUAUCAGUCCUUGCUAGUCCCACAGUCCUCGGAAGCGUUCAACCAAUAGAUUAGAAUAAUUUCAACAGAUUGAGACGACAGCGUUCAGGUGAAUGGUGUUGAUUCACACCUUCGUCACGGAAAAACAGAAUUAUGGCACCCACCGGUCGGUAUCAAUCAUCAGAGAGGAUGAACAGGAAGUUCAGCUGGAACCGUAGCUCGGUGAAGAAUUGAAAACAAGGAGAACGGAAGCUGUCAUUGCAGUAAUAGUUCAAGUGCACAAUACUGCGCAUUUGUGACAGAGUCGUGAGUCCCGUAAUGCAAGGAGCGCGGGAUACUCAUGUAUGCCGGUUAGCCUAGCAAUCUGUGCUAGAUGUGCCGUACGUCGCGUCUUUAAUAAACGCAGUUAGCAACAUAAUGUCGCCCACCUUGCGUUACUUGGCGAUGGAAGCGCCAGAGAAGCAAGUCGAAAAUUGAAAUAUGUCAGCAGACACGUGGAUCAAAGAACAGGAGUUGUCUCAGGUCAAGAAGGAUGUCCGCUCUUUGCUGAUUUCGUCCAAAUCGGGCUUGCACCCCCAGUCAGCUGAAGCGGGACGCCAUCAGCAUGCUGGGACGUACGAUGCCGCUGCAGUCGGCCCGGCUUCAGUGACGUUCUGCAGGUGGUGUCGGUGAUCCGGGGCACGGGCGGCUCGACGGUUUUAAAAGCGGUGAGUGACGAGUCCAUUAAACAUAUCGAGAAGCUGGUGUCCAAUCUGCGCAGUCCGAAGAGAAAGAACAGUUUCCGGGAGUAUGAACCAUCACUCAUCCGGUACGGUCCUUUUCUUCGAAUCCAGAUUUUUAGGCGAGAGCUGCAAAUAGUCCUCGCUGAGAGCCCGCUCAUGUUGGAAGACUUGAACGAAGGCUACCUGCAAUACUUUCCAAAAUGUUCGGUUUCAGCACCCUCAGAGAUAUGCUGGAGGCCGUGUGAAAUCUGAUCUGCAUACGGCCCAGAAAAAUGGGCCUCAUUGUCCACCUGAGAGAGACGGACCCACAUUUCUGAAUGACUAUGGAUUCGGCACGGAUAAUCAGGUCCAAACGCGGACACAAAAACAUACGGCACAAUUCCGAAGCAAGGAAAACAUUCAGAGCCACCUAGCUCUCAGCCUACGCCGGUGCCAGAGGAGCAGGACCAAGUGGUGGAUCUAGACUUCUUUCAGAAACUGGUGCUGGAGAGUCCUUUGGGCAAGAAAGCACACUAUACAGGUGUAGACACUGAGGGUACUCCGGUUGAUUCAGGCUCAGCAACGCACACACGCAAGGGGAUCUCAUCACCACAAGAACGGCGUCGAAAUAAAACGAUGGAGACCUACGAGGAUUCCCACGCCCCAGAGGAGAGCGCGGCGACAAGGUGCGUCGCGGCCUCCCCUCCGGGGGAGCAUUCGCGGAACAGGCAAUCCGGCACUUGAAGCUGCCCACUCGGCAGGGCACUCGAGAGCUCGUUCGGGUAGAGCACGUCCAGUCCUUGGGGCGUUUCUACUAGACUGGGAGCUGGCUUUCCAGAAAUUGACGUUUGUGAUGAGGCAAUAUCACCACUGUCCCCAGGCGUCCGAGUACUACGGUUUCCCACGGGAAUCGGUCCGACCGGAUCAAAUCUGUAGCAUUUCCCUCUUUGGCAUCUGGUUCUACCGGGUAGUGAUUGUGCAGGUGGUAAGCGACACUGGGGGGGGGGGUGUACUUUGUGGAUUACGGCAACAGCUCCACGGUGCGCACCGCCGAACUGAAGUUCCUCAGGAUUUGUUCCUGGCUUUUCCCGGCUUAAGCUUUCCUCUCAACGCUCGCUGGAAUUAAACCAAAAACUGGCACUUGGACUCCAGAGGCCACCGCUUCCUUCCGGGAGCUGUGCCUGACACACGUGUUCGGAGUCGUCACGUCGAAGAGCUCUACCUUUGCGACCCGCCCACAAGUGACGGCGUCUACGUCCCGGACGAGCCCUCAAGAAAACUGUAACAGGCUUCCAAACGAAAGCCUGUAUGACAGCUUAGAUUGUUCAGGAGGAGACAUGUUGGGGGCGUGACCUUCAAUCCGACAAGGACACUGAUUUGCUUCUCUCACCGCUGCCAAUUGAGAGUAAAAUGAAAAACAUAUGUUUUAUGAUACAUUUGGGGGUACUCGAAGUUUAAAAAAAAAAAAAAAAUCUUUGGGGAAUUUUUAAAAUAGAUUUCAAGAUAAAAGUAGAGACGACUGCCUGAAGUGAUAUUUUUGCUUCCAAGUUAUCCGUGCAAGCUCCAUUUUGAAAAGGACUCUGGGGUGCAAAAUUUGCAUCUAGAGCUAAUA